This is a messenger RNA of Pteropus alecto (black flying fox), 5659 nucleotides long. RefSeq names its product tetratricopeptide repeat domain 24 (gene TTC24). Gene Ontology annotation, molecular function: identical protein binding. The coding region runs from base 2535 to 3980 and encodes 481 amino acids. Lineage: Eukaryota; Metazoa; Chordata; Mammalia; Chiroptera; Pteropodidae. The record is from RefSeq and is a predicted model, not a curated record. The transcript has 8 exons.
UUUGUCGUCCCUAAGGGGCCCACAGAGGUGGGGAGAGGAGGAAGGACCAGGAGGCGGGGAGGCCGUGGCUAAGGCAGAGCGCGAGAGGAGAUGAGCAACCAGAGGCUUAGAAGUGCCGCGCCGCUGAAAACGCGCAGAGCCAAGGCCAGCUCCAGGGCGAGCCCCUAACCACUGCGCACCGCCGGCCCCCAAGGCCAUGGGCGCCAGACCGAGAGGACAGGCGUGCUGGAGAGCGGCUGCGGAAGGGCGAGCGGCCGGACCGGGAGCUGCAGGAGAGGCGGCCACAUGGGCGUCUACCAGCUCGGGGACCCGGGCGUGGGCCACCGGCUAAAGCGGAACGCAGCGUGGGCGGGUUAGAGGAAGCGGGAACUGCCCCUGGACAAGCUCGGUCUAGGAGGCACUGGCCUGUCGCUGGAGUUAAAAUCAGGGAGGCGGAAGCGCAGGUAAAGCGGGAAAGAGCAAAGGGCAGAGUGAACGAACGAGAGGAUGAUGCAGACACAUCGCCGGAUCGCUGAGAGCCACUGGAAGUGCGGUGACAGCGGCCUCGGUCCCUGUGUCUCCCCAAAUCACCCCGCCUCGGGGAAGCCCCGGAGUCCACAGCACACUGAGCUGCCCGUCUGGCCCCGGCCAGGCUGAGGUGGCUCCUGCAGGCCCGGCCGUGGGCCGAGGAGCCUCGGACCUGGCACGGCGGGCCCUGGGCGGAGGCCCCGGGCAAACGCGGCUGAGCCCCACCGUUCCCUCAGUUCCCUUCGUUUCCGGCAAAGCCCCCUCUACUUAGAAGAGGCCCCGUUCCCAGGUCAGCGAGGACAUUGCUCUCUGACGCAGGCCGCCCUGGGGCCUGCCGUCCUCCCAUGACGCAGAACUCGGGGGGCUGCGGAUCCGCGGAGCCAGGAACGGGGGUCCGCGGGCAGCGAUGCCCAGGCCUUUCCUGACCAUCGACCUUUCGCCCUGUUCCCAACUGCGAAACUACCCCGCAGAAGCGCAGCGCGCGAGCGUGCGUGCCCACGUGCGUGCGGGAGGGUUCGCUUUCCGAGCGGCCCGAGCCUCUUUAAAGCUGGCCGUCGCAGCUAGUGCAGGGGACCCAGCCGCAGAAAGCCCAGGGUCUGGUCCCAGCUGCCCGACUGCUCUGUGACCUCUGGCAGGUCACACCUGCGGUCUGAGCCUGGCCCCCUCCUCUGUGAAAGGGGGAGACGGUCUUUGAGGUUGUAGCCAAUAACAGACCCACGAUGCUUGACUCGUUGCUCCCAGUCAGGGACCUGAGGGGUGUGUCUGCAGGGGUGGGACAGGGCAGGCAAUGGAACCCAGGCAUCCGUGCCCAGGGUCCAGCACUACGAUAGGUCACCUGAUCUGUCAAUCAAAGAAUCUCCUAGGAGCGGAGGGCGGUACCUGGUUGUCUGGUAACCCCCGGGGCUCUGAGCUAAGAAGCCAGGGGCGGUAACUUAAGCCAGAGGGACCAUUCCAGAAAGCCAUCUGCGGAGAAGAUCGAGGAGGUAAGGUGUCUCCCGGCUGAGGCCACAGGACGGAGCGAUGGCCCCGAAGAGGCAGGAUUCCUGGGUGUUGUCAGGCGCAGGAGGAGUUUCUAUAGAAGGGGAAAGUACCAUCUCAGCCGCUUCUCCUAAAACAGGGCGGGGGUGUUGAGACCCCAGUGCCUGGGUCUCUCUCCUGUUCCAGCACCGGGGAGCAGAGUUUGGGAACAGCCCCCACCUCUCUAGAGGAGAGGCCCUGUCGGGAAGCAGAGCCCAUGAAAGAGCGUCCUGGGUUUAAGGGCGCCUGGAGGGGGGGGGGGCCGGAACCAGCCAGCAGACGGGGGAGAAAGGGUCCCCCGGGGCAGACAGCAAGAGGGCAGCAGGCGGCGGCCUCGCUCCUGGAAGUUGGCCCCUUGCCAGUUCAGGAGCCUCCUGGGCCUGGUGCCCCCCGCACGUGGCAGGGGCUCCCCGAGCGUCUGCUGACGUGGUUGGAGCUACGUCUUGAGAUGCGGCAGGAGCACCUAGAUUAUGAGUGGGUGGUGCGUGCGAUGACGCGGGGGCGGGGGCAGACGCUGGAGGACAGGCCCUGCCAAACGUGAGAGUGGCCGCGUCGGGCCGUCUUAAGUGCGUUAGACGCCGUGACCAGCCAUCUCCGGGCCUUUCAUCUCGUCUGGUCAGCGUUUCUCGGGAUAAAUGUGUGAUAAACAGUUACCUGCUCUGUGCCAGGCCCUUCAAGUCGCUCCACAUCGAAUAGGUGAGAGAGACACGAGAAGUGCCAGCUCUGGCCCCGUGUGACACAUGCCAGGCGGCGCGCGGGGGGCAGAGGGAAGCUGGCCGAGGGGAGGGCCGUUCGGAAGGAAGCUAUUAACCUGCAGGAGGGGGGGCUAAGAAUUGGCGGGGCAUUGCGGUGACGGUGGCACAGAUGAAGCAAAGCGCGGUGGCACGGGAGGUUCCCGCAGCCCAGGGAUCUCAGCCGGGCAGGGAAGCCGCCGCACCGCCUGCCAGGGCCUCUGCUUGGGGGGUGCCGAGGGCGCUGUGCUGAACCCCGUGCUCUCCGUUGUCAGCGCCAUGUCUUCCCCCUGCCCCGAGGACGCCCCGCGAGAGCCUGAGCCGGAGCGCUCAAGCGCCAAGAAGGAAAAGAAGAGAAAGUGGCCGCAGCGGGAGGCCAGCAUCCUGGGCCUCACCAGGGCUGGCCACAGGGCCCUACUGGCCGGCCAGGACCAGGAGGCCUUGACCAGCUUCCAGAGGGCCUUCCUCCUGGCCUCCGAGGCCCCACGAGAAAGGGACACCCUCGUCCUCCAGGCCUGUGCCUUCAACCUGGGGGCCGCCUACGUGGAGACCGGGGACCCAGCCCGAGGCCUCGCGCUGCUCCUGCGAGCCCAGCCUGAGGGGCAGGCACAGGGCGGGCGUCACGGCGACCAGUGUUUCAACGUGGCUCUGGCCUACCAUGCCCUGGGUGACCUGCCUCAAGCUUUGGCCUGGUACCGCAAGGCCCUGGGCCACUACCAGCCACUCUGUGACCAGGGGCGAGCCCAGGCCCAAAUGGGAGGCUGCUACCAGGCUCUGGGGCAGCCCGGGCCAGCAGCUCACUGCCUGCAGGAAGCAAGCCGGGCCUAUGCGCAGGCCGGGCAGCCGCGGGCUGCAGCCCUGGCGCUGGGGGCCGCGGCGGGCUGCAUGCUGAGCAGCGGGCAGCACGCGGUGAGCGAGGUGGUGCGGGUGCUGCAGGAAAGCCGGAGGCUCGCGGAGAGGAGCGCCGAGCGGGGGCUGCUGGGGCGGCUGUACAAUGACCUAGGCCUGAGCUACUCCCAGCUCCGGCUGUUCCCGCUGGCGGCCGAGGCCUUCCUGCAGGCGCUGCCCCUGUGCCGGGCGCCGGGAGAGGCGGCCACGGUGCUGACAAACCUCGGGAUGGCCCACAACGCCCUCGGCAACUACCAGGAGGCCCGGGAGUUCCACCGGAAGGCUGCCGCCCUGCACGGCUCUGCGGGGCAGCGCUGGGAGCAGGGCCGCAGCUUCGGCAGCCUGGCCUUCGCGCUGAGCCAGCUGGGGGACCACGAGGCCGCCAGGGACAACUACCUGCACGCUCUGCAGGCUGCCCAGGAUGCUGGGGACACGAAGGGGCAGUGGCAGGCCUGUGAGGGUCUGGGGGCUGCUUCAGCCAGACUGGGGCAGCAUGCUCAGGCCUUGGAGCACUACAAGGACGCGCUGGCCCGGUGCCAGGAGCCAGGUUCUGUGAGAGAGCGGCUGGUGGCCAAGCUGGCGGAUGCCAUGAGGACCCACUUGGCCCGGGGUGGGCUGGUCCUGGCUCAGAGCCUGACCUCAGCUCCGGGGCGGCCUCCAGUUCCAGGGGGAGCCUGCCCAGCAGGGGUGGCAAGGGGCCCAGCAGAAGGACUGCACAGGCGUCCCGGGGGGAAGGAAGAGGACGAGGAGGCCCUCAGGGGGACAGAGGAAGAGGGCGCCCCGUCAGCUCCGGGGCCGGGCUGGCUUGCGCGGAGGCUGGAGCAACUUUCCGUCUGAGAGCACCAGCAUUCGUGGGGAGCCCACCGCAUGCCAGGGAGCUUGCUGUCCGGCCUCUCCCCGCAGAGGCUCCGGCUCCGGGGGCAGAAUUCCUUGCUGCUCGUCGGCUUGAUUUCACGUCUUCUUUGCAGUGUGUUUCCUUCCAGGCACUGGCACGUGGUCCCCACGCCAGCCACCGGGUGGCCGGGCUUGCCCAAGACCUGGUGGUGCGGGGCCUCGUGCAUGCUGCACCCUCCGUGCUCGGUGACCAGCAGCCCCCCCGCCCCCGGCACCCGCCCUGCUUGUCCUCCCCAAGCGGUCUCUCUGACCAGGAUGGUUCUUGGUCCAGAGGCCCACCAUGAGUGUCUGUCCCUCUUCGUCCAGGCCAGGCCUCAGGGCCAUCUCGUCUCCCAUUUGGAGACCAAGGCCUGGUGCCCAGUGGCCCCAGGUCAGUAGGUGGGUCCCAGAGGGACCAGGGAGGCCUGGAGGAUGGAUAAAGGCAGUAGGAGAGGCCAUGGCCUUGGACGAUUUAAUGCAGGGACGUGAUCCCGGUUCAGGCUGGGGAAGGUGCGGUCUGGUGCUUGGGGACAGACAGCCUCGCUCAGCCUCUGUCUCUGCCCUCGCUCAGUUCUGGACGCCCGGCGUGGCCCUGCCUCCUGCACGCCGGACUGCGGGCCCCAGAGAAAGGGAGCCGCCUCCCCACUGCCUUAGAGCCUGGCGGCAGAGGCGGGGGCGGGACAGGGUGACCGCAGCUGGGGCCAGCGGGCUGCUCUUUCCACAGCUACUCCCGCCGCCGAGCUCCGCCCCGCCUCCUUCAGGCCCUCGCCACAGCCCAGGGCCACCGGCCGCAGGGACCCGCGGAGACCCACGGCAUCCGGCUUCUGCACGAUCACGUGACCCCUUGCUGGCCGCAGCCCUGGCCGCCGUGGUACCUUCCCAAAACUCAACACACAGAGGGGUUUCGGGGACACAGCCUCUUUCAGGGUCCAGCGCUAUGCGGAUACAGGACACAGCGCCAUCAGCAGGCUGGGCAGGGGCUUUGCAAUCUCGGCCCUGAGGCUCUUUGUUCCUUGCUGGGGUUUGGGGGCUCAGCAGGCAAAAGAACAAAGGAAAAUGGAUGGUGAAUCUCCCCUUUUCUCUCCGGAUCCAAACCGCACGGUCCUAGGGCCCUUGCCCGUUCUGCAAACUAUGACUCCCCGGCCAGGAGGCUUUGGCGUUGGUGACUCUCGCCACCGUGUGCCCCCACCCCGCCUUCUCAGGCCGGAAAUGGGUCAUAAACCACAUUCACCAACAGAUGCACCCCACCUCCUCCCCGAACCCCAGCAGAGGCCUGCAGCCCACAGGACAACUGCUACCAGCAGCCAUGAGGACAGUGAGAGCGUGAAGUCUACCUCCUGGGCACUCGGCACAGGCCCACGUGUCCCACGUGCUUCACGAGUGUUUUCUCCCCUGAUCCUCACGACAGACGACACCCCUCGCACAGUGGAGGAGCAGCAGGCAGACAGCUUAGCUCGUCCUCCCAGCUCACGCGCCCGCUGAGUGACGCCGUGAGUCGAAGCUAGGCAGCAAGUCCCCUCUGCAGUGCUGUGCACGUCCACUCUCCUAGUGAAGCCACCGUUGGCUAAGGGUCGCCUGCACUUGCUGCUGAGUGUGUCUGUGGUUGUACGUGUUAUUGUAACUUAAUUAAAUAUACAAAUUGA